CAGGCACAGUUUGUCGUUGUCGUGGCAACAGCCAGAUCGACCCAACGGGGUCAUCCUAGAAUACGAGGUCAAGUUCUAUGAAAAGGAUCAGAAAGAGAGGUCCUACCGCAUAAUGAGGACCUUCUCUCGGAGCGUGGAUGUCACGGGUCUCAACCCCCUCACUGUGUACGUGUUCCAUGUGCGUGCCCGCACAGCUGCUGGAUACGGAGAGUUCAGCAACCCCUUUGAAUUCGCCACCAAUUCAGAUCCGUUCCCUCUGAUUGGAGAAGGAGUGAACUCAGCCUUCCUGCUGCUGUCUGUCAGCGGGGUCGGAAUUUUACUGCUGAUAUCUGCAGCUGUCUUCAUCAUUAGCCGCAGGAGGAGCAAGUACAGUAAAACAAAGCAGGACUCGGAGGAGGAGAAACAUCUUAACCCAGGAGUUAAAAUCUACGUGGACCCGUUCACCUACGAAGACCCGGAUCAGGCCAUCCACGAGUUUGCGAAGGAGAUUGAUGUUAGCAGUAUUCACAUUGAGAGGGUUAUUGGCAUGGGAGAGUUUGGGGAGGUGUGCAGUGGUCGGCUGCGUGUUCAGGGAAAAAGGGAGAUCUAUGUGGCCAUCAAGAGUCUGAAGGCGGGAUACUCUGACAAGCAGAGGAGGGACUUCCUGUCUGAGGCCUCGAUCAUGGGCCAGUUUGACCAUCCAAACAUCAUCAGGCUGGAGGGCGUCGUGACGAGAUGUAAACCGUUGAUGAUCAUCACAGAAUACAUGGAAAAUGGAUCCCUGGAUGCUUUUCUCCGGAAACAUGACGGCCAGUUCACGGUGAUCCAGCUGGUCGGCAUGCUGCGUGGCAUCGCUUCAGGUAUGAAGUACCUGUCAGAAAUGAGCUACGUUCACCGAGACCUGGCAGCGCGGAACAUCCUGGUCAACAGCAACCUGGUGUGUAAGGUGUCUGACUUUGGCCUGAGUCGGGUUCUGGAGGACGAUCCAGAGGCUGCCUACACUACAAGGGAGGCCACUGGGACUUAUCUGUCCCCUGGAGGGAAGAUCCCCAUCAGAUGGACGGCUCCAGAGGCGAUAGCCUACAGGAAGUUCACCACAGCUAGUGAUGUGUGGAGUUACGGUAUCGUCAUGUGGGAGGUGGUUUCAUACGGAGAGAGACCCUACUGGGACAUGAAUAACCAGGAUGUGAUUAAAGCGAUAGAGGAGGGCUACCGUCUGCCUGCUCCCAUGGACUGUCCUAUGGUGCUGCACCAGCUAAUGUUAGAUUGCUGGGAGAGAGAGCGAGCAGAGAGACCGUCCUUCAGCCAGAUACUCAACAUGCUGGAUAAACUCAUCCGUAACCCUGGAACUCUGCGUCGGACAGGAGGGGACAGACCCACAGCCACUAUGCUGGAGUCAGGGGUGGGUUCAGAGGUGUGUGUGUCAGUCCUACCGGAGGUGUGCGUGCCUGUGUGGUCGGUGUGCGAGUGGUUGCGGUCCAUCGGGCUGGAGAGGUACAGAGACACUCUGGCAGCAGCAGGAUACACCAGCCUCGACAGCCUCCUGGCUCUCACACACCAGUAAGUGCACCUUCAUGUGAAAAUGGACUUUGGCAUUUACUCUUCACAUUUCUUCAACACAAACAGAAUCACAUUGUACUCAGCAAUCAGGCGCGAGUCAAAACAACAACAGAAAUUGUAUAACAGUCAGAAUGAGAAGCACCAGCAGCACAAACAAAAUGUUUCACACAACUGCGGCGAUAUCAUUUUUGUAUCUGGCACUCUAAUGUGAGCUAAUGGUAAAUAAACACCUCCGUCUGAGCAAAAGGAAAGUUGUCCCGACAUUAAACUGCUUAA
Molecule: messenger RNA, 1815 nt
Organism: Plectropomus leopardus (leopard coralgrouper)
Lineage: Eukaryota; Metazoa; Chordata; Actinopteri; Perciformes; Serranidae
Source: RefSeq, a predicted model, not a curated record